AAUUUAAAACCGGAACAAACAGAUGAGGAAAGUCGAUCUGCAGCUGAGUAUUUUUAUGUGAAUGUGAGGACAGAGUGUGUGUUAAAUAAGAUUUAUAAAGGGAACGCCAACUGUGGGUUUAUCUGGACCACAGCUGGACACCAAACGAACUUCAAGAUGAUACCUCACCAUUAGCUAAACAAACAUAUUUUUUAUUUUGCUUUUACCCAACGCGUCCUUAUUUAUGCAGAGGGAAUUAUUUUAGGGACUUUUAAUACAUCUAAGUUUCAAUGGCGGGGCCAUCUUUUGCUAGAACCAGGAGGAGAGUCAGCGGGGUGGCCGGGCUCAUGUGGCCGCUGCUCGGUGCGUGUCUCUGGGCUGCGGUGGUCGGGUACAAGCCGGUGAUCAUCGUCCACGGAUUGUUCGACAGUUCAGACGAUUUUAAAAAUUUAAAGCGGUUCAUUAAUGAGUCUCAUCCUGGGACCAAUGUGACGGUCAUCGACCUUUUCGACAGAGGAGCCAGCUUGGAGCCCAUGUGGAAGCAGGUGGAUGGAUUCAAGGCAGCCAUUUACCCAAUAAUGCAAAACGCUGCAGAUGGAGUUCAUUUCAUCUGUUACUCUCAAGGUGGACUUGUUUGCAGAGGGAUCCUCUCCGUUCUGCCCGACCACAACGUUCACUCGUUCAUCUCUCUGUCUGCGCCUCAGGCUGGGCAAUAUGGAGAUACAGACUACCUGAAGUAUCUCUUCCCUCAGUUUGUGAAGUCAAACCUCUUCCACCUCUGUUACACGGCGUUCGGUCAGAGGAUCUCCAUCUGCAACUACUGGAACGACCCCCAUCACAGAGACCUGUAUGUGAACACCAGCGACUACCUGGCUUUGAUUAACAGCGAGAGACCAAACCCAAAUUCAACAGCAUGGAAGGAGAACUUCCUGAAGAUCCAGAAGCUGGUUCUGAUUGGAGGCCCGGAUGACGGCGUCAUCACCCCCUGGCAGUCCAGUCAGUUUGGAUUUUAUGACGACAACGAGACGGUCAUCGAGAUCCAGCACCAGGAUCUGUAUCUGAGAGACGUUUUUGGCCUGAAGACGCUGGCGGCCCGCGGCGACCUGUUCUUCUGCACGUUUCCGGGCGUCGAGCACGUCUGGUGGCAUUCGAAUGAGACAGUGUUCCACUCAUGCAUCGAGAAGUGGCUGGUGUAGCCACACACACACUCACACACACAGCGAUAUUCUGCUGUUUAUUAAGCUCAUAUCAUGUUACAAUCCAGGAAUCUCUGAUGACUGACCGUUUGAGUCAGAUAUCAAACAGCAAUUGCAGGAUUUAUGUCUUCUUUCUCAGUAAGGUUUUGCUUUGGCAAAUGAGAAAUCUUUAUUUAUGCUCAUAUUUAAAGAAGUUGUAAAUGUAUUUGUUUGCUCUCCUAGUAAGGCUCCAGUGAUGAGAAGAGAACUUUGUUUUAAAGAUACUGCAAGUAACUUUUUACCUCCCUUUAAAACAAAGUGCAACAAAAGCACCCAAAUUUUACAUGUAAAAUUCAAAAAUUAUUGUUUUUUUCUGACAUUUUAUUGUUUUCUGUUGAACUCAAAAAGUUGUAAACCCACAUAAAAUGGAUUUAAAUUAUUGGUAAGAGCAGGGAUGAGCAGAAAAAUGAUCCAGAACUGAAAGAGUUAAUCACUUCUCAGAGUAAAUGCUAUUACUGAGUUAAGAAAACUAAAAAUUCAACCUGCAGGCAUUUUAAAGAAAACCAUUUUCUAAAAUAUAUCAAAGCGUCUCUUCAGUAUCUUCAGGCUGGAAAAGAGACUGAAUGCAGUUCAGCGAAGUUGGUUUGUUUUAAAUUUUUAACAUUUUGUCAUAAAAAAUGCUCGAUUUGCAAAAUAUUUUGAAUUUGUUUUAUUUUGGUUCUUAAAUUGGAAUCAGGUUUUGUUGGCUGCUUAAAAAUUUACUUGAGUAGAGAUACACCAGUCACAAUGUUGUGUCUAAUAACCAUUUUCUUAAGGUUUUUAUUGACUUCCUUCAGGCUUCCCACUACUAAUAUAACUAAUUUUCAUUUUUAUACCUCCAGUGGCUUUGCUAGAGAUGAUACUUAUAACACUAACCCCAUAAUAUUAAACUUUUUUUUAAGUGAUAACUUUGAAAUGUAUUGUCACAGUUGAACAAAACCCAUAAGUUUAUGUGCUAAAGUUUUUUCUUUUUUUAGUUAAAUCAUUUAAAGUGAUUUGAUGUCUCAAAAAAUAGCAAGAUUGAGAUUUAUGAAAAAAAGUAAACCAUGAAGUUCAUGCAUGGUUUUGAUAUGCAUUAUGAAAUUAUUGUUGCUUUAGUUAUGAAAUGGGUUUCCCCUUGUAAAUCUAUAAAAUUUAUUCUAAAAUUCAGAACAACACUGGAAAUUUAAGGGAUUGUGAAACUAAAUUGAACUAUAAGGGACUAUUCCAGCUAUGUAUCUGGUCAUUUCUACAGAUUAAACUCUGAUUGUUAAAAAAUAUCAAAUAUAAUACGACAAUGGGGUUGUUUUUCAAUCUGCACAAACAAACAGUUCCUGCAAAGCACAUAACUCCAUUAGUUGCACCUGUUAAGUGUAAUUUAUGAGUGGAGUUACAGAUAAAACCACUCAGCAGAUUCUGGCUGAACAAAAGGCUGAAUUGUGGGAGGGGUUGAUAAAUUUCCACCACAAGUUAUGAAUUUGUGUUUAUACAUCCUGUGCAGUCUGCCUUUAAAAGAUUACAAGCUUUACAGCUGAUGUUUGCACCUUUUUUAGUUUGUGUUGACCCUUUGCAACUACGUCACUAUUCGAGGCGCCAUGAUGGACAUCGGAAGUGAGGGGACGGGAGUGUUGAACACAGCGACUGAAGUUCUUUUCCAAAGUUGUUUUGUUUUAUUCGCGUUUUCUACUUGUUCGUGUCGAGCUAAUUUGUCUGUGAACGUAACACACCUAGUUGAGGCUCAAAAACGGCGGUUUACAAAAGUUAGAAACAACUAGCUUACCUCCUUCCUCCUGGCGUGUUUAUAAAAUUAUCAACUUAGGCUGAAUUCACACCACAUGAUUUAUGCCAUGAUUUAUGUCGCUGUGUCGUAAGAUGCGUUUCCCCUUGAAACGGACAUACAAAACGUAUAAAAGACGAGAUGCUAAUAAGUUUUUUUUUUCAUACAUGCUAGGAUACAUGACGGUGCGGCACUGUCUCCAUGGUUACCAACGGUUAGACGCUUAGCUUCGCCAUAAUGCGAUAUUUGAUAUCUUUCUAAUCAUAUUUACUUAGAAAGUGAAUGAACGUUAAUCUUCUUACCUUGUGAAAAAAGUGUCGAUACAAAUCCGCGGCUACACCAAGAGAUGCCAGUCAUUAUUAUUAGCAGCUGUUAAUCAUAACGAGAACCGCUAUCCAUCGGCGCCAUAUCUUUCCUCGUUAAAAGUUAUGACAAGUUGAUGCAGCAGCCUAUUACCAUUUUAAAAUGAAAUCAACUAGACAAAAGUAAUAUUAGGCUACAGAUGUCUGUUUUUAGACUAACUUUAAAUGAGCUCAUUGGUUGUUUUUUGAUGUCCGUCAUGACGGAGUUCUGGAGAGCGUGACGUCACAUGUAAAGGGUCAAUAGCCAUUUUAUUGUUGCGUAUAGUAAUGUGUUAUAUUAGCGUAUCUCAAAGACACCAUGCAAACCCGACCGUGCCUGAACGACCUGCUGUCAGCUUGGCAGAUGAUUACUGCCCUGCUCAUCUAGUGCAGACAUUUAUAUAAUUUUAACCAGAUCCAGACCUUUAUUAACCUUUUAUUAUCAUUGUGCAUGAAAGAUCUGAUCACCAGUAUCAGGGUUUUUCCUCAGAUUCAUGCAGUACUCUAGACGUGUUCUCUUUCUGCUUUAGUGGAUUAAGCCUUAAAUGUUUUUUUCCUUACAUGCCUCAGUGUUUCAUGUCCAAAGUGCUUUGACACACUGCCUUCAGUGAUGGUGCUAAAAAUAAAUAAAUUACAUUAUAUAGGUAUAAGUGUAAAGUGGCCAGUCAGGUAGUGAUGAGUUACCGAUCCACCAAAAGCUUACAGUUCUGGUCAGACAUCUACAAUCUUCUCCUCAUGCAAGUGCAAACGUUUAUCUGAACAAGAUGCAAUGGAAACAACACAUUAAAAAAAACAAAUGGAUGCACAAAUUUAGGCAAGUUACAGAUGAACUGACUUCAAUAUGCUUCUAAAAUAGCUUCCUGUUGGUUAUUUGUCUGUUCUCUUUGACAGAAUUGGUAGAAUCAAUUUAGACUGUUUUUUUGGGGACAAUGGUGUAUAGAAAAUGGAUGGAUGGAUGGACUUUGAAUGGUGAGGCUGGUGUUUCAGGAAAUGUCAAAUCAACAAAUUUAAAUGAGCUCCUUGAAAAGAGUUCAAAAGUAGAGGUUCAGUUAGCUAAAGGACAUCCAUUAAUCCAAUUUCUGGAGAUAAAUUUAUAUAUUUGAGCCUUUAUAACUUUGAUCCUGUGUAAAUUGCAGAAAAUCUGCAAUAAAUCCAAUAUUGUGCAUCUUGUUUCUAACAAACAAGAUUGAAACAUUGAAACUUUUAGCACCAAUCCACCCAGACAAAGUCAUUCAAGUAAACCAUUAAAGCCUAAAAUGACGCAUUAAUGUCCAUGACAAGUGAUUAGUGCAUAACUGUCUGAUCAGAACUGUAUUAUGUGGUAUUUGUUACCCUCCAUCACAUUUAGAUGGCUCCGGCAUUUCACUGGUUUUCAUAUUUAAUAGAAAAGGGAUACACUUUUUUUCCCUAGUCUGGUUAGAUUUUUAUGUUUGCUGAUUCUGAAACAUGUUUUAUUCAUGUGUAUUUAUCAAAAGAAGGGAAACAGAAAUGUGUUUGUUAAUGUGUGUAGACAGGAAGUGAAUUAUCAAAGCAUGGAUUGCACAUGGAGCGAGAAGGGAACUCAAUGAACAAGGGUUGCUUUCAAAUGUGUUUUAGCUGCUUAAAUUUUUUUGUUAUUUUUUUUGUGUGUGUCAUUUAUUACAAGAAACCCAUAACUAACGAGUUUGAAGGACACCCUCUGUGUUAAUUUGUUCUGCUUUUACAACCAGUUACUGUAAAUAAGGAACCUUUUUAAAACUAGAAUGACUAUUUUGGAAGUUUCUACAGUGUUGUCCUGCAAAUAAAAAGAAACUAAAAGCUGA
Molecule: messenger RNA, 5092 nt
Organism: Gambusia affinis (western mosquitofish)
Lineage: Eukaryota; Metazoa; Chordata; Actinopteri; Cyprinodontiformes; Poeciliidae
Gene: ppt2b
Product: palmitoyl-protein thioesterase 2b
Exons: 8
Coding region: 270-1175 (301 amino acids)
Cellular component (GO): lysosome
Molecular function (GO): thiolester hydrolase activity
Source: RefSeq, a predicted model, not a curated record